Messenger RNA from Entrophospora candida, 462 nucleotides. The record is from the annotation of a GenBank genome assembly. NCBI's taxonomy places the organism in Eukaryota, Fungi, Glomeromycota, Glomeromycetes, Entrophosporales, Entrophosporaceae.
AUGUCAAAUUGGAUGCGCAUUGGAGAAUCUUUAGAACCAAUGUAUGAAGCAGCCAAAUUAUUACCAUCAUCUUCAUAUCCAACAAUGGGUGAUGUAAGAUUAGCCUUUAUUGGAAAACAUAGUGACCACAAAUAUUCAAAUUCUGCUCGUAAUUACUUUUACAACAUUGUACGUCGAAAUAUAGCUACUUCAACUAUACAAUCUGAAGAUAGGGAAUUAGAUAAAUACUUGAGAACUCCAGUUGAACCAGAUGUAGAACCUUUAAUAUGCUUGCGAGCUCAUGAAACAGAUGAUUAUUUGGUAAUACAAUCAACUGGUGUUCCAGCAGGAGAAACUUUUUCCAUUGCAGGUUUAAUCACUGGUAAAUUACGAAAUAAAUCACUAUCUGAUACUGCUUGUGCAACUGUUUGCUUAAAAAGUUGGAUUUCAGAAGAAAUGGGCAUUAAUAGAGACAAUGAAUGA